UUUCCUAAAAAACGACACUGACAACUCUCUUCAUGCUACUCUGCAUGCUCUUCUAGUACGCAAAAUACCCUGCUGACUAGUUGCGAAUUGCUACAAAAUGCAGUCCGGUUGUGCCAAGCUUGUAGAUCCUAUUGAUUUAGAGUAUUUCCUACCAGAGAACAAAGUGGAGGUAUUUUCAUAUAUUAAGUCUAACCCUUCCAGAAGAAAGCAGAAAAAUGUCCUCCAGAUAUAUUUUUCAGUUUGGAAACCAAUCCUAUUACUGAUGGUUCCGCGUACAUUGAAGUAGGUGAAAUUAAAGUCUCAUGUUCUGUCAAUGGUCCUACUGAGGUAUACUAGUCACGUAUUGCGAGCAGUUAAUAUGAUUCUGAUAUAGAUGCGCCAAGACAGCCAGUUGGUUGCAGUGCUUAAGUUUGCGCCUUUCUUGUCCUGGUUACCGAAAGAUGUUCAAGCGUCUAUUGAAAAAAAGCUUAGUCGACUUCUUCUUAGCGCUAUUGAACCUUCGGUCAUGCUUCACCAAUUCCCAAGAGGUAAAUAUGAAAUAGUGACGAACAUCCUGGAUAUACCUUCAUAUAAUUCCAGUGGAUUAAUAGGAAACUGUCUAGCUGCUGCCAUUACAUGUGCAGGUUUAGCUCUGCUAAACUCAGGUGUUCAGAUGUACGAUCUUCUAGUAGGAUUAAAUUUGGAUCUCUCUGCUCUUGGUAAUGAAAAUGGACACCUUUGUGUUGCUGUUUUACCUCGUCUUCGUCAGUUCUCUAUGCUUUAUGCAGUGGAUUCAUGCAUGCCUAACACUGAGUUUCUCAAAAAUUCUUUAACUCACGCUAUGGACAAUUGUAUUAAACUUGCAGAUGUAAUCCGAAGCCAUCUCUGUGGACAGCUUAAAACUAAAAUAAAGUAAAUAUUUACGG
Schistosoma rodhaini is the source of this 905-nucleotide messenger RNA. NCBI's taxonomy places the organism in Eukaryota, Metazoa, Platyhelminthes, Trematoda, Strigeidida, Schistosomatidae. The record is from the annotation of a GenBank genome assembly.